Messenger RNA from Arabidopsis thaliana (thale cress), 963 nucleotides. RefSeq names its product NAD(P)-linked oxidoreductase superfamily protein. Lineage: Eukaryota; Viridiplantae; Streptophyta; Magnoliopsida; Brassicales; Brassicaceae. Bases 1 to 963 code for a protein of 320 amino acids. The transcript is spliced from 4 exons. The record is from RefSeq and is marked reviewed. Gene Ontology annotation, molecular function: oxidoreductase activity; oxidoreductase activity, acting on the CH-OH group of donors, NAD or NADP as acceptor. Gene Ontology annotation, biological process: tropane alkaloid biosynthetic process.
AUGUCAGCUCUUACGUUCCCUAUCGGAUCCGUUCAUCACUUGAUGCCGGUUCUAGCUCUUGGAACUGCUGCGUCUCCUCCACCCGAACCAAUAGUGUUGAAACGGACGGUGUUGGAAGCCAUCAAGCUCGGUUAUCGUCACUUCGACACCUCUCCUAGGUACCAGACGGAGGAACCGCUUGGUGAAGCUUUGGCGGAGGCGGUUUCUCUCGGGUUAAUCCAAUCUCGAUCAGAACUCUUCGUCACUUCUAAGCUAUGGUGUGCCGAUGCUCAUGGUGGCCUUGUUGUACCGGCGAUCCAACGGAGUUUGGAAACUCUUAAAUUGGACUAUCUCGAUCUCUACCUAAUCCACUGGCCGGUUAGCUCGAAACCUGGUAAAUACAAGUUCCCUAUAGAAGAAGAUGACUUUUUGCCAAUGGAUUAUGAAACAGUUUGGUCUGAGAUGGAAGAGUGUCAGAGACUCGGAGUUGCAAAGUGUAUAGGAGUAAGCAACUUCUCAUGCAAGAAACUCCAACACAUCCUUUCAAUAGCAAAAAUCCCACCUAGUGUCAAUCAAGUGGAGAUGAGUCCAGUAUGGCAACAGAGAAAACUGAGGGAGUUAUGUAAGUCGAAAGGCAUUGUUGUGACAGCUUAUUCGGUGUUGGGAUCGAGAGGAGCGUUUUGGGGAACUCACAAAAUCAUGGAGUCUGAUGUUCUCAAAGAAAUUGCUGAGGCAAAGGGAAAAACAGUAGCUCAGGUGAGUAUGAGAUGGGCUUACGAGGAAGGAGUGAGCAUGGUGGUGAAGAGCUUUAGGAAAGACAGAUUGGAAGAGAAUCUGAAGAUAUUUGAUUGGUCUUUGACAGAGGAGGAGAAACAGAGAAUCUCGACGGAGAUUUCUCAGAGCAGGAUCGUUGACGGAGAGGUUUACAUCUCGGAGAAAGGUCCUAUAAAAUCUGUCACCGAGAUGUGGGACGGUGAGAUCUGA